This is a messenger RNA of Saccharomyces cerevisiae S288C, 1323 nucleotides long. RefSeq names its product Yrb30p (gene YRB30). NCBI's taxonomy places the organism in Eukaryota, Fungi, Ascomycota, Saccharomycetes, Saccharomycetales, Saccharomycetaceae. The record is from RefSeq and is marked reviewed. The transcript has a single exon. Gene Ontology annotation, cellular component: nucleus; cytoplasm. The coding region runs from base 1 to 1323 and encodes 440 amino acids.
AUGGAUGAAAUUCUUGCCAAAGCAGGUUCACAAGCCGUUACAUUUGCUAUAAAAUCCGGAAUAUCGAUAGCAUCCACAUAUGCGCUAAAGACAAUAACGAACUUUGUCGUCCAGAUUCCUAAGGAUGAUGCUAGAAGAAUAGAUCAACUGAAAUUUAAACUGGAAAGCCGCAUGGCUAUUGUAUCCAGUGCAAUUGACCUAAUAAAGCUGGUAGCGGCGAGGGGAAACACGAAUUUGCAAAUCACUCUGAGGUUAACCAAGGAUUUAAAAGAAGAGAUUGAUAGGUUUGAUGAGAAGAUCAACGAAAUGACGCAGAAAGUUGAGGGUUCCAGGAGCGCAAAAACACAGAAUGAAGCUAUUAAAGCGGUAGAAAACUAUAUAAAGGACUUGCUAUUGAGGAUCGAAGAAAUCACUCCAUUCAUUAAUCUUUCUUUAACCACUUCUGGUGCCAACUUGAACAGCGCACUCCCAUAUCAACUUUCUCCUGGUUUAUUAUUAAAAGCCUCCGAUUUCGUUAGCGAGAACAAUAGAAAGUAUGAAAAGGCAAUGAAGAGUAAUGAGAAAGGAACAGGUGACAAGGAGAUUCUAAAAGUUCAAGUGGGGCCUACAUUUGAGGUUACACUAUUCUCUAUUUUCUAUAACCUAACUUCAGAAAACAAUGGGCAAUCAGGAAUUGUUUGGAAAGAGGAUAUGAAACGUGCAAAAGCAAGGAUAUAUAGAUUGAACUCUACAGGCAGAAAGUAUGAUUAUUUUAUGAAAAUAGAACAAGACUUCAAUGACGGUAGAUAUCAUGAGGAUGAUGACAAAGAAGACACACCACAGGAACUUGCCAUAGAUCUGAACCAUAUUAAGAAGCUGUUUUUCAGUGUUUCCGGUAAGCUUCUCCGAUUAGAAGAACAGGAUUCUCCAGUGUUGGUAUUGAAGAUUGACCGGAGCGAUGACAAAGAAAAUGAGAGCAGUGAAGGAGACAAGGGAUUACUCGAUGACAUUACUUGGUAUGCGGUAAGCGGAUAUGAAGCGAUAGAGGAAGAUGAAGAGGAAGAUGAAGAGGAGGACGAAGAGGAAGGAAAAGACGGAGAAGAACGAAAGGAAGAAGAAGAAGAAGAAAAUAAAUUGGAGGACAAGGAUUCGUCGAUCACACUACUGGAGUACAUCAUUCGGCUGACGUCCUUACAAAGUAACGAUCAGAAAAGUAUAUUGGAAGUGAGUGAUGAAAGGUUAUCUAUAUAUUUGAACGAUGAAAAUACGAACUCCAGAAAGGAUAGAAUAAGCAAUUCGACAAUUGAAGAGACAGAAAAAAAGUUAAAAAACCUAAAACUUUAG